AUGGCCUCUUCUCCCCAGCUUCACUAUGCCCCUCCCUUCCGGGCCGAACAUAUGGGCUCGCUCCUCCGACCCCAAGAGCUGCUGGAUGUCCGUGCCAAGACCCGCGACGAGGGCAUCUCAGCAGAGGCAGCUGGCUUGCCUGCUAUCGAGAAGGAGUCCAUCGGCAAGAUCGUCAAGACGCAAUUGGAUCUCGGAUUCAAGGCCGUCACCAGCGGCGAGUACAACCGCACCCGAUUCUGGGGUUUGUUUUGGGACGAGCUGGAGGGCACGACGAGAUUACAGGAUGCCCACGCCGACUUGUUCCGACUGUACCACCCUGACGUUGUGAGUUUGAUUGAAAAGGACCGCAAAGUCAUGCCCGGAGACAGCGUAAUUGCCGGGUCCAAGAUUCGGUAUCCUGCCAACGGAACCAAGAGCAACUUGGCCGAAUUGAAGCAAGUUCAGGCUUUUGUACCCAGGGAGGACUGGGGGAACAUCAAGUUGACUGUGAUUACACCUGCUUGGUUCCACAUGCGAUACAAGCAGGGCAAGGCCUAUACCCCUGAAGCCUACUCCAACGACGCCGAGUACUUUGCCGACGUUGCAAAGGCGUACAAGGCCGAACUGCAACUUUUGUAUGAUGCGGGAUUGAGAAACGUCCAAUUUGACGACCCGGGUCUGGCCUACUUCUGCUCCAACGCCUUCCGCAAGGGCUGGGAAGAAGACAAGGACAACAUCGGCACGGUGGACGAGCUCCUGGACGCCUACAUCAAGCUGUACAACGACUCGAUCUCGGGGCUGCCCGCGGACCUGCACACGGGCGUGCACCUGUGCCGGGGCAACUUCAUCGGCGGGCGCCACUUCGCCGAGGGCGCGUACGACAUCAUCGCCAAGAAGCUGUUUGAGAACCUCGACGUCAACACCUUCUACCUGGAAUACGACACUGAGCGGGCCGGCGGGUUCGAGCCGCUCGCGUUCCUGCCCACGAACAAGAACGUCAUCGUCGGGUGCAUCAGCACGAAACUGCGCGAGCUGGAGGACAAGGAAGCCACGAAGCAGAAGAUCUACAAGGCCGCAGAAUUCGUCGCCCAGGGGUCCGGGCAGACCCGCGAAGAGGCCCUCAAGAGGAUCGGGAUCAGUCCACAGUGCGGCUUCAGCACCCAUGAGACCGGGUAUCCUCUGUCAGACGACGAUCAGACUGCCAAGUUGGCUUUGGUCAGGAAGGUCGCUGACGAGAUUUGGGGUGAGCCGUGA
Molecule: messenger RNA, 1233 nt
Organism: Exophiala spinifera
Lineage: Eukaryota; Fungi; Ascomycota; Eurotiomycetes; Chaetothyriales; Herpotrichiellaceae
Exons: 3
Coding region: 1-1233 (410 amino acids)
Molecular function (GO): 5-methyltetrahydropteroyltriglutamate-homocysteine S-methyltransferase activity; zinc ion binding
Source: RefSeq, a predicted model, not a curated record